Molecule: messenger RNA, 3220 nt
Organism: Anarrhichthys ocellatus (wolf-eel)
Lineage: Eukaryota; Metazoa; Chordata; Actinopteri; Perciformes; Anarhichadidae
Gene: cant1b
Product: calcium activated nucleotidase 1b
Exons: 5
Coding region: 1299-2654 (451 amino acids)
Biological process (GO): proteoglycan biosynthetic process
Molecular function (GO): UDP phosphatase activity; calcium ion binding; GDP phosphatase activity
Source: RefSeq, a predicted model, not a curated record
UUUUAAAAGUCACUAAAUGACGACCUGGCCCAUCUUAACUCCGUCCGGCCGCUUCAGUCCGGUGCCUCAGCUCGUCGGUAACACUAACGAUACCCCGGAGGUGCACGCUAGCGAGCUCUCGCUGCUAGCCGACGUUAGCUUCACGGCUAGCGCUUUUAAAUGGAACCGUUGUGUCUCCAACUCUUGCAUAAGCACGUGUUGGUCUAACUAUGUACUCAACGACGUGUCUUUUAUUCUGAAGCACGUCGACGUUGGAUCCUUUAUACUUUCAUAUGACUGGAAUAGAUGAUAGCUUCGAGAGUUUGACAUUUUGUUCACUUUUGUGGAAGCCGGUCAAAGUUUACAAGCUUUACUGACUCGUGUAGCUCUGAACAGGUCGCGUGCAAUGAGCCGUUAGGUUAAAUUAACUACAAUGUUUAUUUAGCCAUGACGUGACCCUGUUUGUAUCUUUAAACCCGUUGUAACGGUAUUGGUCAACGGAGAGACACGUGUAGAAUACAACACACACCACACACACACACACACACACACAAAGUAGAGCGUCACGUGUCGUCAUAACCGUGAAGUCUGAGUAAAAUAAUCUAAUGUCGAGGUCCAGCUCCUAGCAUUGUCAUGACAACUGAGCAAACUCCACCCACAGUGGAAGACCACGAGAUGUGGUCGAAAGCUCCAGAAAACAAAAACUAGUAAGUGAGAGUAAAGAUUUUUCUUUGGUCAAAAUAGAUGAGUUGAGUAUGAAAGAGGGGAGGGGGGGAAACAACAUGUCACAUAAAUAAAUCUGUAACCUGCAAAUAUUUGGUAGGUUUGCUGGAUGAGCGGGGUUAAUGAAAUAUGGGGAAAUGACACAAUUUGUGUUUAACAAUCUCUCUGAACGUACAGUCACACGUCUGAAAGCAGGUUCUGCCCGUUUUGUGAUGUUUACAUGAAACAUCAUGGAGAAGCUUAGAUGUAUUAAAUGUAUAUAUUGUGUAUCCAACCACACGUAUGAUCCGUCGAGUCCUUUGCUUUCAAACCUGGUUACCAAACUGUCAGGAUUCAAUGUGCUCACCACCACUAAUCAUCAGUAAUUGCUGACAGGGCCUUAUUGUUUCAGACACGCUAUACCUUUUUACAAGUUCUUCCUUAUUUGCUUAGUUGUUAGCAUCUUAGUGAAGCCUGCCUUUCUUUCUUGAGUCUACAACAAGGGAUCGGGGAACUUGAGACGGUGUAACAGAGAGAAAAGGAGGAGACUCUGCGAGGUAGAGAUCAGUUACUCACACGGGCCUGAGGGCUGAAGGGACGUGGAGUUUAUUAACAGCAUGGUGGUUACAGCGCGUCCUGGGGAGAAGAGGCGAAGCCAGGGCAAUAGUGGUCGUCGCCCCAAGUCCAAACCUGACAGCGAGGAUGCCGACGACACCUCCAUGACCUCCUUUGGUGUCGCUGUCCGGGGCCUCCCCCUGGCCUUGGCGUCCAUGAGGCAAGCUACCGCCUCAGACUCCCGCUUCCACCCUAAAUGGCGGGCAAUCACUGUGGCGACCCUUCUGGCUUUAGUGCUCAUGUUAUACCUGCACCGCACAGUAGGGGACAGAGACACCGCCGCCAGAGGUUACUACCGCAACAGGGUUGAUGGUUUGCAAAUGCACAGCGAGGGCGAGGAUGGCAUCUUCCAAGAGACGAACAGGCAAAAUGCGAGAAGCCUUUCACGCCACCAGAGGAGGGGGAAACCGUACAAUGACACUUACCCGUUAAGUCCGCCGGAGAAGACCAAGCACGGCAUCCGCUACCGUGUCGGUGUGAUCGCAGAUCUGGACACGGCGUCGCGUAGCUCGAAGGACCAGACGUGGUUCAGCUACAUGAAGAGAGGUCACCUGACCGUUUCAGACAGCGCUGACAGACUGGAGGUGGAGUGGGAUGCUGAGACGGUCACACUGGAGAGUCAUCUGGCUGAGAAAGGACGAGGUAUGGAGCUGUCUGAGCUGGUGGCGUUCAACGGUCACCUGUACAGCGUGGACGACCGUACGGGCGUGGUGUACAGGAUCGAAGGCAACCGGGCCGUCCCCUGGGUUAUACUACCCGACGGGGACGGCUCAGUCUCCAAAGGAUUCAAGGCAGAGUGGCUGGCAGUGAAAGAUGAGCAACUGUAUGUUGGCGGCCUGGGCAAAGAGUGGACCACGACGUCCGGAGAGGUCGUCAACAACCACCCCGAGUGGGUGAAAGUUGUCGGCUACCGCGGCAACGUGCAGCAUGAGAACUGGGUGCCGUACUACAACGCCCUGCGGAGCGCAACGGGGAUACAACCACCAGGCUACCUCAUCCAUGAAUCGGCAGCGUGGAGUGAGCGUCUCCAGCGCUGGUUCUUCCUCCCUCGCCGCGCCAGUCACGAGCACUACGAAGAGACCGCGGACGAGCGGCGUGCCACCAACCUCCUCCUGUCCUGCCCCGCGGACUUCAGCUACACGACGGUGCGGCAUGUCGGCCCGCUCGACCCGACCCACGGCUUCUCCUCGUUCAAAUUUGUUCCUGACACGGACGAUCAGAUCGUCGUGGCCCUGAAGUCGGAGGAGGACGCAGGCCGGAUUGCCACCUACAUCAUUGCGUUUACGCUAGACGGUCGGGUGCUGAUGCCCGAGACAAAGAUAGGGAACGUGAAGUUUGAAGGACUGGAGUUCAUUUGAGACGGACAGCGAAGAUUAAGAAGCGGACUGUGUACUUGCAACACUUGUUUUCAGUCCUUAGUAUUACAUUCCCCUCUCAGUUCUACUGUGCAAUAAUGUGGUAUGACCCAAAAGUAUAUAUUCCAUGAUUAUAUAUAAUAAUAAUAUAGUAUUAAAAUUGAGAGGAACAAUGGUAGGUAGAGGAGAAGGCAGUUUGGGCCUCAUCUGUGACCAGCCACACAGAAGGUCUCCACCUUAUGAGAUCUUUUAAUGCUUUUAUAAUAAGACACCACUGACAUUCUAGAGGAGUCUGGGUAAAUGACUAUGAAUGAGUAGCCGUCAGUUUAUCAAACAGCAGGUAAUGUGGAUCUCUUCUCCUCUGCUGGUCAGACACUCAGGAUUAAAUGUUUUUAAGGAAUGUCCUUAAAGAACUUGAAAUAUUAAACUCACCCAUUACUUUGUUUUUAUCUUACCUGCUCAGACAGGACUCUGUCAUAAACACCAGCUACUUUAUUUAAACGGAAACCAUUCAUAAGUUCAUUUUGUAUCCUUUCAAAAUGCAAAUAAUAAAAACAUGUUCUCUUGUU